AUGGAGAGGGAGGAAACAAUAAAACUGAAGAAAGAACGAAAGCAUAAUGGUGCUGCAAGAGUCGCCAGGGCAGUGGUCCCCACCUCGCGGUGGAAAACAACUUUUGGCUCCCAGAAGGGUUCUCCCUGUUCCUGGCCUGAGGCCCUGCCUCAGCCCUUGGUUUGGUUUCAGCAACAUUCUCCAGGCGGCUACCAAGCUGGGCCAGCCGGACACGCCUGCUGCUUAGUGAGACAGCGGGGAGAGGCCACCGACAAGCAGAGAAGUGGAAAAUGUCCUUGCCGGAGGUACACACAGCCUUCAGGAGGAGACAGUGCUGGCACAUGGGCAGAUGCGAUAGAAGCCCAGCCUAGGAGUGGGGGGGGCCAAUGGGUCCUACUAGGGCCCCAGGAAAGCUUGCCAAAGUAG
Rangifer tarandus platyrhynchus (Svalbard reindeer) is the source of this 405-nucleotide messenger RNA. NCBI's taxonomy places the organism in Eukaryota, Metazoa, Chordata, Mammalia, Artiodactyla, Cervidae. The record is from the annotation of a GenBank genome assembly.